Molecule: messenger RNA, 1280 nt
Organism: Owenia fusiformis
Lineage: Eukaryota; Metazoa; Annelida; Polychaeta; Sabellida; Oweniidae
Source: the annotation of a GenBank genome assembly
CGUAACUUUUCCAAACAGUGCAGCUAGCUUUGUAUAUCAAAAUGGCAACUUCCGGUUCAAAAAUUUCAGAAAUUUCUGAGCAAUUAGAUGGAAAUGUUAACCAGAAGAAAUAUCUAGCGUUGAAAAAGAAGUGUGAACAAUGUCAAUUGAAAAAUGAAAAGUUGGUUAAUCGAAUUUACCAGUGUAAAAGACUUGUAAAAAGAUACAAAAAGGAAAGAAGGUUUCUCACCAAGAGAUUAGAGAGCUAUGGAGACAAUUACAAAGAUGCACAGGUGCCAGCUGUUUGGGAGGAAAGUCAACUUCAUCAGUUGUUACAACCUCCCCCACCCUAUAACAAUAGUUCGUCCUCGAAUUCAACUAAAAAGAUCAAGUCCAAACCACAAACAAUACAGCAGAGACUUGCUAAAGCUCAAAAUGCAAAAAUUGCCAAAAGUAAAUCGGAUCUUCCACCUAGUGCACCAAAUUCAUCUCCACCAAAACAAACACUGCCAGUAAAAUCUGGCGGAUCACAAAGUAUUAAGACUUUAAUUGCGCAACAAGCAGCUCAAAACAGUGUCCCAGCUAGUGGAGGAAUCACAUCCCAUGUGGUUGAAAAGAUAAAGAAAGAACAAGAUAUUGCAGUGCGGAGAGCUGGAAAUGCCUUUGUGAUAUUCUGUCAGCAGUAUCAGAAACCAAUACAGGAGAAAUUUUUCAAAGACAAUCAAAGGGAUAUGAACCAGCAGGAGUUGGGGGAAACCUUGGCUGAAAUGUGGUCUAAAACACCAGAAAAUGAAAAACAGAUUUACCUGGAGUUGUAUGAAGCCCAGAAGGCUCAGAGGGCAGUGAAGUUAGACCAAGAGAAACGUGACAAACAAAUGGCAGCAGUAAAAAUACAACAAGUGAAAGAAUCAAAUGAACUGAACGCUGCCAUAUCUGGCAUUCCUUCAUAGCAGUACUGUAUCCCAAUCAAGGAUUAUUGCCACAUUCAUUGGACACAAAUUGCAGAAUUCUGGUACUUGCCACAAAAGCAAGUCAUGUUGACAUAAUUAUGAGCAAUUCAUUUCACCAUAUAUCACAUCUAUAACAUCUAAAUUCAAUAUGACAUUGAAUAAGGGGAGCAAUUUGAUCAAUUUUUCUUGCUAGACUGAGGAUUACAAAUUGCAUGGUGUAGUUAAUUUAAACACGGGCUUUCAAUAGGGAAAGCCCAUGUUUAAACAAAAAUUACUACAACAUGUAAGCAGUACCAUUUCUUUAAGGUGAGUGUGCCGUGGGAUGACUUUUGGAUGGGUUUUAAGAAGUAC